GAAUAGGUGGAUUAUAAAACAGUGAAGUGUUUCACAUGGUUCAGAUGAAUGGGGUCAGACUGAUAAGAUGAGUAAAAGUCAGUCAUGAAAUAUGCAGAAAGCUUGGGCCGUUUUGAGUCUCAUUCUGACUUGUUGCAUGCUGCUCUAUCUACUACUUUGGGAGAAUCUCUCUGAACAGUUUCACAGCAAAACUGUCACCAUUUCUGCAUUGAUUUUAUCACGACUUAGAAAUACUAGUUUGCACAUAGCUGAAAGACCCAUUUUUCCCACUGAGAAAGAAGUCAGCACAACACCUAUUCCGAUACUCUAUAAGAAUAAUUUUACAAAACUUCCAGAGUGGGAUUUCGAAGAUGUUUAUUUGCGCAACAGUGAAGCUAGAAGACCUACCUGUCCAAAGUCCCUUCAAAACACAGAGGAUCCCAAGUUCAAGGAGGCUGUUCUUCCAGACAUUCAGCUGUGGCUGUACAAAAAUCUACUCAACAUAACAGAAUGGAAUCGAUUAGCCCACUUCAACAAUCCUUUCGGCUUCAUGGAAUACAAGUACAAUGAGGUAAAACGAGCAGUGGAUUUGAUACCAAAGCCUUCAAUAUUUCUGCCUGUGCCUGAAAAUUCAAAGGAUGGCUGUAUCCGCUGUGCUGUUGUGGGCACUGGUGGCAUUCUCAAUAACUCAAAGAUGGGCAAAGAGAUAGACUCCCAUGAUUAUGUUUUCCGAGUAAAUGGAGCUGUUAUUCAAGGUUACGAGGAGGAUGUUGGAAAUAAAACAUCAGUCUAUGUACAUACAUCUUUUUCCAUGUAUUCCAACAUUAUAACAUUAAAGAAGUAUGGCUUUAACAGUAUUCCACUAGAUAAGGGCAUCAAAUAUGUAAUGAUCCCUGAAGGCAUGAGGGACUUUGAUUGGCUCCAAGGCCUUUUGCAGGGAAAAGCAUCCAACGGGUCAUUCAAGGGUGUGAGCCCACUGAAAUAUUUCAAAGGGAAUUUUAACGAGAGUAGGUUCUAUGUUCUUCACCCUGAUUUUCUUCGAUACAUUCGCAACAGAUUCAUGCCAUCAAAACAACUGCAGGGCAGAUACUGGGCAAUAUAUAGACCGACCAAUGGAGCAUUUGCUUUGUUCUUGGCUAUUCACACAUGUGAUAUUGUGGACGCCUAUGGAUUUAUUACAGAAGACCACCAUAUGUACUCCAACUAUUAUUAUGAAAUGUUUAAAAAAACCCAUGUCAUUUUCUAUAUUAACCACGACUAUGGCCUGGAGAUAAAGACUUGGAAGGAACUGCAUGAUGCUGGAAUCAUUAGACUCUUCCAAAGAAACUAAAGCUGCUUUUCCACCAUUUCCAUCGCAGUCUUAAGUACCAUGAAGAUUAGGUAAAUAGUCAGCGUGACUUUUUAAAAAAAAAAAUUAACUUUCUGGCUUGCGUCCUUAGUUCGGACUUCGCAAGGUCGACUCAUGUCCUCAAAGAGGCGCUGUCUUCAUAAAUAAACCACAAAUUUGAGUUUUAAACAACUACAUUCUCGCCUGAAAUACUACAUUUAUUUAGAUCCUGGUUCCUGCAUUGGAAACACACCGAACACCGCCCUGUUUCCAAGUACCUGUUUCCAGGAUGAAGUUCCUGCGGUGGAAACAGGACUUAAGACAUCAAAGACAGAAGGAGACAGGCGGUAUUUUAAAAGAUAUUUGUAUUUAUAAGUUAUGAUCCUCUAACAAGCUCUGCCUUGGUUACUCAUAGAGAAGACUGACAAGACCCGUCUUGGAAAGCUAUGAACUAAAACUAAAUGAAACAUCUGUAAUGUGUUGCAAAUGAAAGGUUAUACUAGUUUCUUCACUAGUAUCUUUUUUAAUAAAGGA
Labeo rohita (rohu) is the source of this 1840-nucleotide messenger RNA. It is a transcript of the gene st6galnac1.1, whose product is annotated as ST6 (alpha-N-acetyl-neuraminyl-2,3-beta-galactosyl-1,3)-N-acetylgalactosaminide alpha-2,6-sialyltransferase 1, tandem duplicate 1. Bases 92 to 1309 code for a protein of 405 amino acids. The transcript has 9 exons. NCBI's taxonomy places the organism in Eukaryota, Metazoa, Chordata, Actinopteri, Cypriniformes, Cyprinidae. Gene Ontology annotation, molecular function: sialyltransferase activity. The record is from RefSeq and is a predicted model, not a curated record.